Molecule: messenger RNA, 2486 nt
Organism: Manis pentadactyla (Chinese pangolin)
Lineage: Eukaryota; Metazoa; Chordata; Mammalia; Pholidota; Manidae
Gene: IGBP1
Product: immunoglobulin binding protein 1
Exons: 6
Coding region: 222-1226 (334 amino acids)
Biological process (GO): regulation of dephosphorylation; regulation of signal transduction
Cellular component (GO): cytosol
Molecular function (GO): protein phosphatase 2A binding
Source: RefSeq, a predicted model, not a curated record
CUACUACUAGAACUAGGCGGCCGGGUAAAAUGACUUUACGGAAACGGUAACCAGGGCCGGCAGACAGCUGCUUCCAGGAGUUCUUUGACGUUUUGCUGACGGUGGAGCUCUGGACCAAUGCGGCGCGCCUUCCGGUUUCGUUCCUUCUUGCGGACUUCUUCUUUAGCAAAGUUGCCUUUGACUCCGGAAGCGAAGUUUUUCGUGUUUCUCUCUCCCGCAAUAUGGCAACGGCGGGGAACGAGUUGCUGCUAGCGCGGCUCCCCGAGCUGUUCGAAACCAGCACCCAGCUUCUGGACGAAGUGGAAGUAGCGACUGAACCCAGCGGUUCCCGGAUCAUCCAAGAUAAAGUGUUCAAGGGGCUGGAUCUCCUUAAAAAGGCUGCCGAAAUGUUAUCGCAGCUCGACUUGUUCAGCCAAAACGAAGAUUUGGAAGAGAUUCCUUCCACCGACCUGAAGUACCUGAUGGUGCCAGCAAUUCAAGGAGCGCUCGCCAUGAAACAAGUCAACCCCAGCAAGCGUCUAGAUCAUUUGCAGUGCGCUCGAGAACACUUUUUAAAUUUCUUAUCUCAGUGCCAAAACUAUCACGUGGCAGAGUUUAAGCUGCCCAAAACCAAGAACAACUCAGCUGAAAAUAACACUGCUAGUUCCUCGGUGGCCUAUCCUAGCCUUGUUGCCAUGGCAUCUCAAAGACAGGCUAAAAUAGAGAGAUACAAGCAGAAGAAGGAGGUAGAGCAUAGGUUAUCUGUGCUGAAAUCUGCUGUGGAAAGUGGUCAAGCAGAUGAUGAGCAUGUUCGUGAAUAUUACCUCCUUCACCUCCGAAGGUGGAUUGGUAUCAGCUUUGAAGAGAUUGAGAGCAUUGACCAGGAGAUAAAGAUCCUGAAAGAAAAAGACUCUUCAAAAGAGGCAUCAACUUCUAACUCAUCUCGUCAGGACAGGCCUCUGAUGAAACCUUUCAUUCUCACUCGGAACAUCGACCAAGCCAAAGUAUUUGGAGCUGGUUACCCAAGCCUGGCAUCUAUGACAGUGAAUGACUGGUAUGAUCAGCAUCAGAAAUAUGGAACAUUGCCACGUCAGGGAAUAGCCAAGGCAACACCAGUAGAGCAACAGGAAAAUCAGGAACAGAAGAAGGAGGAAGAUGAUAAGCUGACACUCCACAGAGCUCGGGAGUGGGAUGAAUGGAAGGACACCCAUCCUAGGGGCUAUGGCAACCGACAGAACAUGGGUUAGUCUUCCCACAAUCAGACAGGACUGCAAGGACUCCUAUCUUCCCUGCCAAGGAAAGCUGCAUGGUUUUUCCCUUCCCUGGGCUUCUGCUUCAGCUUUGUACAUCGUUGGAGAAGAAGAUGCUUAAUCUUGCUCUGCAUUCAGUAAAGUGUCAAAACAAUUGUGUAUUUGUACCCCAGAUGAUGAGCCAGCAAUUGUGUUUGGAUAUCAUCAUCCUCAUCAUGGUGUAUUCCAAUUUCUUAAGUGGAAAGAAAUGAGUCCUGAUUAAUGGCUCUGUAUAAUCAAUAGCUGUGUGAUUUCUCUUUAACAAAUAAGUCCUUUCUAUUAAUGAACCUGUGCAGAAAUAUGGGUAUCAGCUGCCUUUUUUAGGUGAGGAAAGGGUCAGCUAUGAGUUCCUAGCCUUAUGGAGAGACUCUGAUCAUCUCCCUCUGCUCUGGGCAAUAAAUUUCCCAGCAUACAAGCUGCCCAGAGUGGCUAGAGCUUGCUUUCUCCUUUGUACAUGAGCACUGUGAACCCAACACUCUGCUUUACAAGGACUGAGCACAAAAGCCAGGACGCUCUGCCACAUGGCACUGUUUUCAGGAACUAGAAUUGUAAAUGAACGCACCGUACCUGUCCCAUCUACUGGUCUUCCUUGUCCUGGCCAGAAGAAAUGAGGGCAACCGGAAAGUGCUGGGAAAGCCAUCCUUGUGUGUGUACCUGAGGCCAGGGCCUUGAGUCUCAGAGGACUGUUUGCCAUAGCCCUUAGGGGGAAGAACAGCUCAGGCUAUAGCCUAGCUCCUAAAUGGACUGCCCUCAGACCACUGUGGCAUAUGCUGCCUGUGCUUUGUGCCACCUGGCACCAUCUGAAGCAGUAAGUGUGCCAUGAUGGUCACUUUGCCGGUCAGUAAGGUGCCUGCAGUCAGGUGGAUUAAAUAACUGGAUGUGGAGGAGGAGGAUGGCACAAGUGACCCUGAACAGUACCUAUUUUCUGCAGUAGAAGACAUGCCCCCAGUUCUUGGGUCAUACCCUCAAAAAGCAGCCAUAUGUUGGCAUGUGGAGGUCACAUGGAAGACAGUGUAGCCUAGAGAAGACAAGCAGUGACUCUGUGGCAUCUUACUACACUGAUGGGACAGUGACUGCAGUGGGGUAUGGAUGGGGACUUGAUAAUAUGGGUGAAUGUAGUAACCACAUUGUUUUUCAUGUGAAAUCUUCGUAAGUGUCUAUCAAUGAUACCUUAAUAAAAAAUAUAAAAUAAAAUAAAGCAACCAUGUGUUCAGAUGA